Microstroma glucosiphilum is the source of this 2050-nucleotide messenger RNA. Its product is annotated as cysteine proteinase. Lineage: Eukaryota; Fungi; Basidiomycota; Exobasidiomycetes; Microstromatales; Microstromataceae. The transcript is spliced from 2 exons. The record is from RefSeq and is a predicted model, not a curated record. The coding region runs from base 56 to 1783 and encodes 575 amino acids. Gene Ontology annotation, biological process: protein deubiquitination; regulation of proteasomal protein catabolic process; proteasome-mediated ubiquitin-dependent protein catabolic process. Gene Ontology annotation, molecular function: protein binding; proteasome binding; cysteine-type deubiquitinase activity.
CGAUCCUUCCAGCGCCUCCCUUUCGCCAUUCACCAUCACAUUCACCCCUAUCGAGAUGCCCAAGAUGCCGGCCAUCAACAUCAAGAUUAAGCACGAUCGUAACCUGCAUGAUAUCUCGGUAGACCCUUCCCAACCCGCCACCGCCUUCAAGGAUGCCAUCUACCAAAAGACUGGCGUACCCGUUGACCGACAAAAGGUAAUGGUGAAGGGAGGCCUGCUCAAGGAUGAUGCCGACCUCACAAAGCUCAACCUCAAGGCUGGUCAGACUAUCAUGGUCAUCGGCUCUGCUGGAGAGCUACCCAAGGCUCCUACUGGCCCGGUCACCUUCCUGGAGGACAUGACAGACACGCAGCUCGCAGAAGCCACUCGUAGCAAGGCCGGGCUUACGAAUCUGGGCAAUACUUGUUACCUGAACUCCACUCUUCAAGUCAUGCGUACCAUCCCAGAGCUCCAGGUGGCCCUGGACCAAUUUAGUGGCACAAUGGGAGGUUUGGACGGAGAAGCCAAUCUGACCGCCUCACUGAGGGACUUGUACAAGAGUCUAGGCACAACUACCGAUGCCUUCCCGCCUUUUGCCUUCCUGACCAUCUUGCGACAGAACGCCCCUCAAUUCGCAGAGAUGCAAAGCGAUGGGCAUGGCUACGCCCAGCAGGACGCGGAAGAGGCCUGGGUGAGAAUCGUGACCGCUCUGCAGUCUACACUAAAGGGUCUCGGUCCUCCUAUAACUGCAGGCGAGCAGUCAAGUCAAAUUGCCUCUUCGAAGAAGUUCGUGGAACAAUACCUGACAGGGGAUAUGGUCGUCAAGCGGUCCACAGCCGAAGCGCCCGAAGAGGAAGCCACAACCAGCCACGAGCCCUUCAGCAUCCUUCAAUGCAACAUUUCCAGCACUACCAACUACAUGAGCCAGGGUAUUCAAGACUCUCUUAAUCAACAAGUGGAAAAGACUUCUCAGACCCUCGGUCGCACAGCCGUGUACGAUGAAGUGCGUCGGAUUAAUCGUCUACCAGCGUACCUCACCACACACUUUGUCCGCUUCUACUGGAGGAGAGAGAUUCGCAAGAAGACGAAGAUUGCCCGCAAGGUCCGCUUCCCUUUCGAGCUCGACGUGACGGACUUUCUCUCCGACGAGCUCAAGGCAAAGACGCGGCCGUACAGGGAUCGGCUGAUCGAGAUCUCCAAGGAGCGGGAGGAGAGAUCGAGGAUCAGAAAGAAGGCAAAGGCUAAGAGGGAGGAAUCAUUAAGGUCGGAUGCUGCCGCUUCGACCAGACCAGGAGACUCGGCCGUUGCCUCUUCAAGCGGCAACGAAGCCCCCAAGCCCGCUGAGCCGAUUGCAGUGGAUCCGUCAGAGGAGAGGCUCAAUGCUCCCACCGAGGUGGAGGUCUCAUCUUCGGCGCUCGGCGCCGUGACGACCGAAGAGGAGGAGCUGAAGCUGAGGGAAAAGGAAUCGGCCGAGUUGGAGAAGCUGAUUCACCCGGAUAUCAAGGCAGACAUUGGCGCUAAUCCUUCGGGCCUGUACGAGUUGGUGGGCGUGGUGACCCACAAGGGAACAGCUGCCGAUGGAGGACACUACAUCAGCUGGACACUCAAGGAGGACGACCAAAAAGAUUCCAGUGGGGCCGCGACGAACAAGGCUGCCACGGUGUUGGAUGCGGACAAGGAGGAGUGGUACAAGUUCGACGAUGAAAAGGUCAGCACCGUCUCCAAGGAGAAGAUUAUGAUGCUCGAUGGAGGUGGACAGGACUCGACGGCGUACAUGCUGCUUUACCGGUCAAAGAAGCUUUGAAUGGGCAAUGACAAGCGAUGAGCCACCAGACAUCACGAUGAAGAUCAGAGAGCCAGUGGAGGCCACGGUCAAGUAGUGAAUCUAUGAUAUGUCCUGUAAUGAGCCGAAUCCGCUCAUGUCCUCUUUGCCUCUGACCUCGGUCGCUCAAUAAAGUCACUAUCUGAUUGAAUCGCCUUUGAGACUAAGCGAGACUCCCCGUCGCAGUCUGAGAAGACGGCUUCUUCUGCCUGAUGGAUCCCUCUUAGUAAGGCCACUUUUUUUUUGGAG